This is a messenger RNA of Propithecus coquereli (Coquerel's sifaka), 679 nucleotides long. Its product is annotated as snurportin-1-like. The record is from RefSeq and is a predicted model, not a curated record. Gene Ontology annotation, biological process: snRNA import into nucleus. Gene Ontology annotation, cellular component: cytoplasm; nucleus. Bases 72 to 419 code for a protein of 115 amino acids. Lineage: Eukaryota; Metazoa; Chordata; Mammalia; Primates; Indriidae. The transcript has 2 exons.
UCUGAUUUAUAUUUCAGUUUAAAUUUGUGGGGCUAAAGAAUUUCCCUUGUACCCCUGAGAGCCUGUGUAAGAUGCUUUCUAUGGAUUUCCCUUUUGAGGUGGAUGGACUUCUCUUCUACCACAAGCAGGCUCACUAUAGCCCCGGAAGCACUCCCUUGGUGGGCUGGCUGCGCCCCUACAUGGUGUCAGAUGUCCUUGGCGUCUCUGUGCCGGCUGGCCCACUAACCACCAAGCCAGAAUACGCUGGGCACCAGCUCCAGCAGAUUAUUGAGCACAAGAGGAGCCAGGAGGGCACGAAGGAGAAACUCACACACAAGGCCUCUGAGAAUGGGCACUAUGAGCUGGAGCACCUGUCAACCCCCCAGCUGAAGGGUUCUCCCCGUAGCCCUGAGCACACUGGGAGCCUCAUGGAGAACUAAAGAGGGCAGCCUCGUUUUAGGAAUCACAGGAUGGUACCUGGCCCCAGAAGGAAGACUGGGGAAGGAGGACAGUGACAACAGGUGACUUCAUUUUAGAGUGGACUUUCCAAAGCCACUCUAGCUUACCUCCUGUCUGAAAUGCUGGCUCUAAGAACUGGGGGGCAGUCCCAGAUGGGGUGGCAUUCGGAUUGAUUGGAACAGCUCCUUCCUUGACAAGUGUAUCCCAUAUCUACAAUGUAAAUAUACGUAAUUCUUAAGAA